AUGAUGGCGUCUUCUCUGUCCCGCUUGGGCCUUGCCACUCUCUUCAUAGGCCUGGCAGCGGCCCAGCGUCAGAUUGGGCCCGAAGAGAACCACCCCCCACUCACGACAUGGCGCUGUACCAAGGCCGGCGGCUGCACUGAAGUCAACAACUUCAUCGUCCUCGACUCCCUCGCGCACAACGUCUACCAGGCCAACGGCGGUGGAAGCUGUGGCUCCUGGGGCAGUCCGCCCAACGAGACGGCGUGCCCGACCAAGGAGGCCUGCGCCGAGAACUGUGUCCAGGAAGGUCUCGACGACUACAGCCGCGUCGGCGUCACGACGAACGGCGGCGCCAUGACCAUGUACCAGCUCAAGGACGGCGUGCAGGUGUCUCCGCGCGUGUAUCUUCUUGACCCUUCCAAGGAGCAAUAUGAGAUGAUGCACCUAACGGGCAAGGAGUUCACGUUUGACGUCGACGUAUCGAAGUUGCCGUGUGGCAUGAAUAGCGCCCUGUAUACCUCUGAGAUGGAGGCCGACGGUGGCAAGAGCGCGCUCAACACUGGUGGCGCUCGUCACGGCACGGGGUACUGUGACGCCCAGUGCUAUACUACGCCGUUCAUCAACGGUGAAGCCAACAUUGAAGGAUACGGUGCAUGUUGCAAUGAGAUGGACAUAUGGGAGGCCAACUCGCGUUCUGCUCAUCUGGCGCCGCACCCGUGCAACCAGACUGGUGUCUAUCUCUGCGAGGGCGAAGACUGUGCCUUUGAAGGCGUCUGCGACAAGAACGGUUGUGCCUGGAACCCGUACCGAGUCAACCAAGAUGACUUCUACGGCCGCGGCUCAGGGUUCGAUGUCGACACCACGCGUCCCUUCACAGUCAUCACACAGUUCCCCGCCAACGAAGCCGGCGUCCUCACCGAGAUCCACCGCCUCUACAUCCAAGACGGCCACCUGAUCCGCAGCGAGGUCGUCAACAACACAGAUCUUCCGCAGGUCAACUACCUCAACGAUGAGUUCUGCGCGGCGACGGGCUCGCGGCGGUUCAUGGAUCUCGGGGCGCACCGGGAGAUGGGCGAGUCGUUUGAUCGGGGCGUGGUGCUUGCGUUUAGCAUCUGGUGGGAUGCCGGCGGUGGGAUGAGGUGGCUGGACGGUGCGCCGGAAGCCGGGCCAUGCAAUGAGACGGAAGGAUUCCCGGAGAACGUUGUCAAGGUUGAGCCGAACCCGGUUGUGACGUUCAGCAAUAUCAAAUGGGGCGAGCUUGGGUCUACGUUCAAGCCUCAGUGUAAGAACAAGCCCAGGAAAGUCCAUCGCGAAUACAUAACAGCGCAUAACAUGGAGGCAGCAACUGAGCGCCACUUCUUCCACCACGGCGCUCCGAAGCCUGGCGCAACCAAGACCGCCCUCAGAGUAGAGUAUCCCACAGCCAUUGAGAGAGAAAAGCUGGACUGCCAAUGGUGCCAGAUUCGAGCAUUUCCGAACCAUAAACAAUACCCAAUCACUAUCGUAAACGAGGUCGACGACGAAAUAAUACCGCCCAACUUUCGAUUUCUGCAGCACUCAAAGCUCGGCCACGGGGUACAAGCCGCAGAGGAUAGUUUCCGAAGCGGAUGCGAAUGUGAAGACGAGGAAGAAUGCCAGUAUGCGGGCUGUCUCUGCCUGCAGGAGCAAGAAGACGACUCAGAUGACGAGGGCGAAGCGAGAAAGAAGGCCUACAUGUACCAUAUGCACGGCGUCAAAGCUGGGUUGCUGCGGUCAAAAUUCCUGGGCUCGACGCGGCCCAUUUACGAGUGCCACGAAGGCUGCGCAUGCGACGUGACCUGUCCUAACAGGGUGGUCGAGAGAGGUCGUCAGGUUCCUCUUCAGAUUUUCCGGACUGAGAAGACGGGCUGGGGUGUUCGAUCGUUGCUCGACAUUCGACGAGGACAGUUCGUCGAUAACUACAUUGGCGAGAUCAUUACACCACAGGAAGCCCAACGCCGACGGGAUACGUCGAAUAUUGCGCAACAGAAGGACGUGUACCUUUUCGCACUCGACAAGUUCACGGAUGAAGACUCCCCUGACAUGCGCCUGCAAGGCCCCCCGCUCGAGAUAGAUGGCGAAUUUAUGUCCGGCCCGACUCGCUUCAUCAAUCACUCCUGCGAACCGAAUUUGCGUAUCUUUGCGCGCGUGGGAGAUCACGCCGACAAACACAUUCACGACCUUGCCUUCUUUGCGCUUCGCGACAUUCCCCGAGGAGAGCAGCUCACGUUCGACUACGUCGACGGUGUCAGCGACGACGCUGUUGAUGCGAAGGACAAGAGCAAGCAAGGCGACAUGGUUCCGUGUCUUUGCGGCAGCAAGAAUUGUCGCCAGUUCCUGUGGUAG
Messenger RNA from Colletotrichum abscissum, 2343 nucleotides. Its product is annotated as glycosyl hydrolase family 7. Lineage: Eukaryota; Fungi; Ascomycota; Sordariomycetes; Glomerellales; Glomerellaceae. Gene Ontology annotation, biological process: carbohydrate metabolic process. Gene Ontology annotation, cellular component: nucleus. Gene Ontology annotation, molecular function: protein binding; histone methyltransferase activity; zinc ion binding. Bases 1 to 2343 code for a protein of 780 amino acids. The transcript is spliced from 6 exons. The record is from RefSeq and is a predicted model, not a curated record.